AUCUAAGAUGGCGUAGAAAGCCAUGCGCAUGAUAAUGAGGUGGUGAACUCACUCUUCCUCUCUUUCCCUUUUUAACAUAACAGAAAUACACACAGACACAAAACUUGGUCUAAGAGUGGGUCCCACUGUCGCUACACUCAAUCCAUCAAUCCGACGCCGUUUAUGUUCUUCGAGUUCCACCUAUGGCGGAAUCACCAUCUUCUUCCACCACUGUUAGCUUCAGAGAUAAUUUAUGGAAAGGCAUUUUCGCUGUUUCCGGAAUCAUGCUUACGCUCGUUACCUAUGGCCUCUUACAGGAAAAGAUCAUGAGAAUACCAUAUGGAGCAGAAAAGGAGUAUUUCAAGUAUUCACUCUUUCUUGUUUUCUGCAACCGGAUCAUGACGUCUGCUGUUUCGGCUGGUUCUUUGCUGGCAAGUAAAAAAGCAUUAGAUCCAGUGGCUCCCAUUUACAAGUAUUCCCUUGUGUCAGUAUCAAACAUACUAACCACAACUUGUCAGUAUGAGGCCCUCAAAUAUGUUAGUUUUCCUGUUCAGACUCUUGCGAAGUGUGCGAAAAUGAUACCGGUUAUGGUCUGGGGUACAAUUAUCAUGCAGAAGAGGUACAAGGGACCUGACUAUUUGUUGGCUUUUUUAGUUACCCUUGGCUGCUCAGUAUUUAUCCUAUAUCCGGCAGGAACAGACCUAAGUCCAUACAGCAGAGGAAGGGAAAAUACAGUUUGGGGCGUUCUUCUAAUGGGUGGCUAUCUUGGGUUUGAUGGCUUUACAAGCACAUUCCAAGAUAAGAUGUUUAGAGGCUAUGACAUGGAGAUCCAUAAUCAGAUAUUUUAUACGACAUUGUGUUCUUGUAUUCUUAGUCUGACAGGUCUUAUUGUACAAGGACACAUGAUACUAGCAGUAGAGUUUGUAUAUCGGCAUCAUGAUUGUUUCUUUGACAUAGCAUUACUUUCGACUGUUGCAACAAUUAGCCAAUUUUUCAUUUCCUACACAAUUCGCACUUUUGGUGCUCUGACAUUUGCUACCAUAAUGACCACAAGACAGUUGGUGAGCAUUAUGCUGUCGUGUGUUUGGUUUUCUCAUCCUCUUAGCUGGGAGCAGUGGAUUGGAGCAGUCAUUGUCUUCGGCUCCCUAUAUGCAAAAAGUUUCUGGAAGAAAGUACCUCAGAAGACAGCAUCCCCAAAAUCAUCCGCAGUAGAGCUUGUUCAAAAUGAGGAAUCGAAUGAUUUGAAGGAUGAUUUGAAGGACAACCCGUGACUGAGAUAGAGGCAAAGCAUACUGACCUUACACCUGACAAUGUCUGAAGGGAUUCAAUUUAAAGUUCAAGAGAUACACAUUCAGUAUUACAGAUGUGGUUUGACUUAAAUUCAGACAGCACCAAAUGCAGCUAGAUUCCUGGAUUUUGACAAUAGAGAACUUGAAAAGGAUGUUGUUAACCCUACAAUUUUCCACAGGGGAGAUCAAUUAUGGACCUUACUAAAGCCAAAAGAUGUUUAAUGAUCGAGAUAUGUAUAAUGCUUUGCUCAAGCAAAGUUGUUUUUGUUCAGUUUUUUAGAUGUGUUUGAGGGAAAGAUGGGAGGUUUGUAGUAAUUUUGGGGGUCAAUUAUUUACUUAAUUUAACAUCAUUAUUGGCAAUUUAUUUUAUGAUAGCAUAAUCUAUAAACUAAGUGUGCAAAAAUAUAACUUGCAUAUAUUAUCGCAAAACUAUAACAUGCAUUACUGAAUGGAUUUUUCAAUCAUACAAAACAUCUUGACAACUGUGGGCAUGCUUUUUUUCCCUACAUUACCCUCUGUUUCUAACAUGUGUCUUUUAAUAUUGUUCUGCACUUUAAAAAAAAAAGAAGCUUUGAGUAAUAAGCAAAAUUCAAAUGUAUCCUCAUUUUUCAUUGAGCUACUCGUUCAUUUACUCCCCUAGUUAUAGAAAAAAAAGUAGUUAAUAUAACUGAAACUCGAAGCAAUGAUAGUUACAAAAAUAGUAUUGGGGCCGACGGACGUCGUGGAUUGGAAGCAAUCAAUGGAGAAGAUGGUGUACCCGUAGACACUCUGAUGUUAAAGUAAG
Molecule: messenger RNA, 2052 nt
Organism: Vicia villosa (hairy vetch)
Lineage: Eukaryota; Viridiplantae; Streptophyta; Magnoliopsida; Fabales; Fabaceae
Product: UDP-galactose/UDP-glucose transporter 5-like
Exons: 11
Coding region: 183-1250 (355 amino acids)
Biological process (GO): transmembrane transport
Cellular component (GO): endoplasmic reticulum membrane; Golgi membrane
Molecular function (GO): 3'-phosphoadenosine 5'-phosphosulfate transmembrane transporter activity
Source: RefSeq, a predicted model, not a curated record